This is a messenger RNA of Rhizophagus irregularis DAOM 181602=DAOM 197198, 624 nucleotides long. The record is from RefSeq and is a predicted model, not a curated record. NCBI's taxonomy places the organism in Eukaryota, Fungi, Glomeromycota, Glomeromycetes, Glomerales, Glomeraceae.
UAAAAGAUUUGAUUAGAUCGAAUUCGCAGAUCUUUGUUUUGAUUGCAAAGUAAAAUGGAAGUCCCAACUCUUUAUUCAAAUUAUCGUUCUUCCUGUAGCUGGCGUAUUCAAUAUACAUCUAUUAAUCCGUUUCAAGUUGUUCCAGCAUUGAAAAUCGACGGAGUGGCUUUGACUCAGUCUAUUGCUAUUCUUGAAUACUUGGAAGAAACUAGACCUGAAAAACCUCUCCUACCAAAAGAUCCUAUCAAGAGAGCUUUGGUUAGAUCGUUGGUACAGGCGAUUGUAGGUGAUGCGCAACCUAUCACUAAUUUAAGAGUUAGAAAAUACGUUGAAGAAACACGCAGAGAUGAAUGGACUAAUUAUUGGGCGACUUUUUCUUUUCAACGUAUUGAAGCUCUACUUGCUGCUACAGCAGGAGAAUAUUGUGUAGGCGAUGAGGUCACAUUUGCGGAUAUUUGUCUCAUACCUCAGGCAUAUAAUGCUGCUCAUAGGUUUAAAGUGGAUAUGUCAAAUUUUCCCAUCAUUCAGCGUAUUUACAAUAAGUGUUUAGAAUUGAAUGCAUUUAAAAUGGCGCAUCCGCAUAGACAAAUUGAUUGUCCAGACGAAUUUAAAGAAAAUAAGUAA